Molecule: messenger RNA, 1269 nt
Organism: Myotis brandtii (Brandt's bat)
Lineage: Eukaryota; Metazoa; Chordata; Mammalia; Chiroptera; Vespertilionidae
Gene: DUSP9
Product: dual specificity phosphatase 9
Exons: 6
Coding region: 1-1269 (422 amino acids)
Biological process (GO): protein dephosphorylation; negative regulation of MAPK cascade
Cellular component (GO): cytoplasm; cytosol
Molecular function (GO): protein tyrosine/threonine phosphatase activity; MAP kinase tyrosine/serine/threonine phosphatase activity
Source: RefSeq, a predicted model, not a curated record
AUGGUGAAGUCCCAGACCCGUGGAGCAGAAGCCGAGAAGCCACAGGCCAUCAGCAGUGGUGCCACUGCAGUGAGGGUGGCCCAGGGACUCUGGCCUCAGAGAACUGAGGUCCGGAGCACAGAGGAGGAAGACCACAAGCUGGCCCAGUGGAUGGACAAAGGCUACCUGGGGGCCGAGGCUGAGGCCGAGGCCGAGGCUGAGGAGUGGGAGCCCGAGUCGGUGCUGGGCACCCUGCUCCAGAAGCUGCGGGAAGAAGGCUACCUGGCCUACUACCUACAGGGUGGCUUCAGCAGAUUCCAGGCUGAGUGCCCUCAGCUGUGCGAAAGCAGCCUCAGUAGCCGUGGUGGAGCCAGCAUGGCCAUGGUGCCCAGCCCAGUGGUGGGGCUGGGCAACCUGUGCCUGGGUUCUGACUGCUCCGACGGGGAAUCCGAACCUGACCGAGACUCCCUGAGCUGCAGCCUGGAUUCCGAGGGUGCCACGCCCCCCCCAUCGGGGCUGAUACCAUCCUUCCCGGUCCAGAUCCUGCCCAACCUCUACCUGGGUUGUGCCCGAGAUUCGGCCAACGUGGAGAGCCUGGCCAAGCUAGGCAUCCGCUACAUCCUCAAUGUCACCCCCAACCUCCCUAACCUCUUUGAGAAGAAUGGCGACUUUCACUACAAGCAGAUUCCCAUCUCGGACCACUGGAGCCAGAACUUGUCCCAGUUCUUUCCUGAGGCCAUCGCGUUCAUUGAUGAAGCCUUGGGCCAGAACUGCGGGGUGCUUGUCCACUGCCUGGCGGGCGUCAGCCGCUCCGUCACCGUCACCGUGGCCUACCUCAUGCAGAAGCUCCACCUCUCCCUCAACGAUGCCUACGACCUGGUCAAGCGCAAGAAGUCCAACAUCUCGCCCAACUUCAACUUCAUGGGGCAGCUGCUGGACUUCGAGCGCAGCCUGCGGCUGGAGGAGCGCCGAAGGGCGCACGCCUGCUCCGGCCACCUCAUUUGCCGCCAGAGACCUGCUCGCAGUCCCAUCCCUGUCCCCAAACGGCUGCUUCUGGGGAGGGGCUCGCCACCACCACCAGUGCAGUCACCUCCCGGCUUCUCUGCCCGGGGCUUCCCAGGGGAUGUGGACUCAGAGGUGCAGCAGCCACCCGGCGGCCACGGGGACAGCCCGCCUCUGGAUGGCUCCUUGCUGGGCAGCACCGCUGGGGAGAUCACCGGCCUGAGAGCCAUUGGGAGGGUUCCCAGCCGCACAUCUGGCGCCCUGACUGUUUAUCCACUUGACAUUUGA